Messenger RNA from Lampris incognitus (smalleye Pacific opah), 1746 nucleotides. It is a transcript of the gene cxcr4b, whose product is annotated as chemokine (C-X-C motif), receptor 4b. Gene Ontology annotation, cellular component: membrane. Gene Ontology annotation, molecular function: chemokine receptor activity. The record is from RefSeq and is a predicted model, not a curated record. Gene Ontology annotation, biological process: neurogenesis; brain development; chemotaxis. NCBI's taxonomy places the organism in Eukaryota, Metazoa, Chordata, Actinopteri, Lampriformes, Lampridae.
AUGCCGGCAUGGUACGCAGACCUCUCCGGUGAGAACAAGCUCGUAGAGCGUCAGACUGACAUUAGAGUCCAGGCUUUCCAGUGUGGCAGUCUAGGAAUUAAACACAAACUCCAAGACGAUUCCGGGCGAGUUCCAGCUGGGAAAACCCAAGUCAUGCCAGGGGCUUUCCUGGUCCGCAUCCCACAAUUUUUAAUGGAAUACCCUAUGCAGAUAUCCAAAAGCUUUGGCGAGACCAUAUUUCUGACUUCUCCACCUUUUCACCGGUUGCUUGCAGAGCGUGGAUUCGACGGUUUCGACAACAACUCGGACGGGUCCGGGGACUUCGAGCUGGACUACCAGGAGCCCUGCAGCAGAGCGCUCAGCGAGGAGUUCUACAAGAUUUUCCUGCCCACGGUUUAUGGAAUAAUCUUUAUCCUGGGGAUCACCGGUAAUGGAUUAGUCCGUGUCAUGGGCUACCAGAAGAAGUUCAAAUCGAUGACUGACAAGUACCGCCUCCACCUCUCGGUGGCUGACCUGCUGUUUGUCCUGACGCUGCCUUUCUGGGCUGUGUAUGCGGCCAGCAACUGGUAUUUUGGAAGCUUCCUCUGUGUGACUGUGCACGUCAUCUACACCGUCAACCUGUACAGCAGCGUGCUGAUCUUAGCCUUCAUCAGUCUGGACAGAUACCUGGCGGUGGUCCGGGCCAACAGCCAGGCCACCAGGAAGCUGCUGGUGGACAGGGUCAUCUAUGUGGGCGUGUGGUUGCCCGCCGUCCUCCUCACGGUGCCAGACCUGUUGUUCGCCAAGGUGCAGGACAUCGAAGGCUCCAGCUUCAUCCUCAGCGGCGAGGACCAGCUGGAGACCGAAAGCCCCAAGGCCAUCUGCGAGCGCAUCUACCCGGCGCUGGCAGAGGCCAAUACGAUAUGGAUGGCCGCCUUCCGCUUCCAGCAAAUCCUGGUGGGCUUCGUACUGCCGGGCUUGGUCAUAUUCACCUGCUACUGUAUCAUCAUCGCCAAGCUCUCGCAGGGCUCCAAAGGCCAGGUCCUGAAGAAGAAGGCGCUGAAGACCACGGUCAUCCUCAUCCUGUGCUUUUUCUGCUGCUGGCUGCCCUAUUGUGUGGGGAUCUUUGUGGACACCCUCAUGAUUCUCAACGUCAUCCCCCAGAGCUGUGGGCUGGAGCAGGACCUGCAGAGGUGGAUUUCUAUAACGGAAGCGCUGGCUUACUUUCACUGCUGUCUCAACCCCAUCCUCUACGCUUUCCUGGGGGUCACGUUUAAAAAAUCAGCCAGGAGCGUCCUGUCUGUUAGCAGCAGGUCCAGUCAGAAAAGGACUCUCAUGACGAAAAAGAGGGGGGCAAUUUCGUCUGUUUCUACUGAGUCGGAGUCUUCAAGCGCUCUCCCCAGUUAACAAACGGCAAAAAAUGUCCACUUGAUCUUUCAGAGACUUAAAUAAAAACAAACUGUGUAUAUUGCGUUGUUUCUACGCCCAAAACUCGUUUCCUCGCCUUUACUUGUUGAAAGGUUCCCAGCCUCCUCUCGACUUUAGGGGCAGUAGCUGCUUUUUAAGAAUCUGUAUAUAGUCCUUAGCAAUUUGUUUGUUCGCACUUACAUUGUGUGUUCGUCCGAAAGCUGUUAUUUAUUGCUGUCACACUGGAAGUUUUGCAACAAAAAAAAAAAAUGCAUGAUGCUCAUUUGACUUGUGUGGAUAUAGUUUCAAAGUUGUUGGUUUUUUUACUUGUUUUCCUAAAAAUAAAUUCUUUAAUGCUCA